UUCAGUAGAUUAAAUUAGUUAUCUGUGACAGACAUAAGAAGAAAAUAUCUGUCAGUGUAAUAAUCUGUAUUUCCUUUCUUGUCAUCUUGUCAAAUCGAGCCGAGACACUAAAAUAUCUAUAAGAAUUUAAUAUUAAAUUAAAGGACACCUUUCUUGUCUCAAGAUAACACACACAGGAGACUCAAAGAUGCCAGAGUUGACAGAAUUGGACAAGGCUACAGCCUCCAUGACUGAGAAGCGCAAGGAAGAAACUGCUUCAUCAGACAGUGACUCUGAUGACACCAUUCCAGAAUUGGAAGAUGCUGGUGCACCAGGCACAGGAGGUAUCUCCAACCCAAUCGCUGGCAUAGAUAUUGUGUCGAAGGCAAAACAGUCCCGAGGCGAGAAGAAAGCGCGCAAGAUUAUGAGCAAACUGGGACUAAAGCCUGUACAAGGCGUCAACAGAGUCACCAUUAGGAAGUCAAAGAACAUACUGUUUGUGAUCAACUCGCCAGAUGUAUACAAGAAUCCACACUCAGACACCUACAUUGUGUUUGGUGAAGCCAAAAUCGAGGAUCUGUCGCAGCAAGCCACCAUGGCAGCCGCUGAGAGGUUCAAGGCUCCAGAGAGUGCAGCCACUGGCAAUGAUGCCACAUCCACUGGCACGACUGUGGCACCAAUAGCUGAGGAAGAAGAUGAAGAGGGCGUGGAUGAAUCUGGAGUAGAUGAGAAGGAUGUGGAGAUAGUGAUGUCUCAGGCGAACGUGUCACGAGCCCGCGCAGUGCGCGCCCUCCGGAACAACCAGUCGGAUAUCGUCAACGCCAUUAUGGAGCUGACAAUGUAAGCAGCAGUAGUCACAAUAUCUACGUUCUAGCUUUAAGUACGUGUUAUACUGCGGGCGUGUCAGCCCGCCUACAUACAGAUCCAAAGUUGUAUAAGUUGGGCCCAGGUGUGCGAUGAUUGGCAACAUAAGGGAGUGUAUAUAGCAUUAUUUACUUCAAUACAAUAACAUUUAAUUGUC
Galleria mellonella (greater wax moth) is the source of this 1000-nucleotide messenger RNA. RefSeq names its product nascent polypeptide-associated complex subunit alpha (gene Nacalpha). The record is from RefSeq and is a predicted model, not a curated record. Gene Ontology annotation, biological process: protein targeting to membrane. Gene Ontology annotation, cellular component: nascent polypeptide-associated complex; cytoplasm. Bases 188 to 823 code for a protein of 211 amino acids. The transcript has 6 exons. NCBI's taxonomy places the organism in Eukaryota, Metazoa, Arthropoda, Insecta, Lepidoptera, Pyralidae.